CAACCCUUGAAAGCUUCACAAGUUUCUGGUGGACACGAUUUAUAGUUCAACUUUCAAUAAUAUCAUACGUGAAAAAAAUGCACGUAAAAAUGUUGGCUUUGGUGUUCGGACUUCUUUUUUUCUCCAAUGUUGUUUCAGUCUUCAGCGAUUUUUGUUCAAUGAGUCCAUGUAAAAACGGAGGCACGUGUACAUCGUUGCCGGGCGGUUAUGAGUGCACAUGCGCAGCCGGAUAUCAAGGACCAAAGUGUUGCCAGACUGAAAGUCCAUGUGAUUCUAACCCAUGCAAGUUCGGGACGUGCACGGGCAACGGAAGUGGUUACACAUGCACGUGCCAAGCCGACUUCACCGGUACAACGUGUGAUACGGUGAUAGAUGACUGUGCCGGAGUUUCGUGUAAUUCUGGGACAUGCGUAGAUACAGUCAACAACUACUGGUGUGAUUGUACCGGAACAAGUAAUAGUGGUCGCUACUGUGAACUGUAGAUGAGUUCAGAAGGAAGUUGAAUGAAAGAAUGAAAGAAGAGAUUGGAGUUGUC
This is a messenger RNA of Mya arenaria, 535 nucleotides long. RefSeq names its product fibropellin-1-like. The transcript has 5 exons. NCBI's taxonomy places the organism in Eukaryota, Metazoa, Mollusca, Bivalvia, Myida, Myidae. Gene Ontology annotation, cellular component: plasma membrane; protein-containing complex. Bases 78 to 482 code for a protein of 134 amino acids. The record is from RefSeq and is a predicted model, not a curated record. Gene Ontology annotation, molecular function: calcium ion binding. Gene Ontology annotation, biological process: heterophilic cell-cell adhesion; establishment or maintenance of epithelial cell apical/basal polarity.